GGGGCCGGGGCCGGGGCGGCCGGGCUCGCCUGCCGCCCGCCUGCUUCCCGCCUCUCUCCUGCCGCCCGCAGGGUCACAGAGCUGCUGCCGCCCUUCCAGCGCGUCAUCCAGCCCGAGGAGAUGUGGCUGUACAGGAACCCGCACGUCCAGGCCGACCGCGUCCCCACCCUGCCCCUCUUCCUCAUUUCCUUCUUCUCUCCCGUGUCGGUAAUCCUCCUGGCAAGAUUCUGCAUGAAAGUCACCCGGGAAGACACACAGGAGGCUUGUUUAGCUGCCAGCCUUGCGCUGGCCCUCAACGGGGUUUUCACAAACACUGUCAAGCUGGCCGUGGGGAGGCCGCGCCCUGACUUCUUCUAUCGCUGCUUCCCAGACGGACGGGCAAACUCUGCGCUGGCCUGUACGGGCGAUGUGGCCGCGGUGACAGAGGGACGCAAGAGCUUCCCUAGCGGGCAUGCCUCCUUCGCCUUCGCUGGUCUGGCCUUCUCUGCCUUCUACCUGGCAGGCAAGCUGCGCUGCUUCGUUCCCGGCGGACAGGGCAAAGCCUGGCGUCUCUGCGCCUUCCUGGCACCGCUGCUCCUCGCCAGCCUCAUCGCUUUGUCCCGCACCUGCGACUACAAGCACCACUGGCAAGAUGUGGUAGUAGGCUCAGCCCUUGGCCUCAUGCUCGCCUACCUCUGCUACCGGCAGCACUACCCCCCACUGACGGACCCCGAGUGCCAUGUGCCCUUCCUGGGCAAGGCCAAGGUGCUGCCUGCAAAGGAGCCCAAGCAAGCCAGCUCCGGCUUCCUCAAUGUGUAGCUAGGAUGGACACUGCUAGCUCCGACCAUGUGGGAUCCUCCCUCCCUCCCACUUCUGGGACCACAGGGUGGGGACAGGGACAGAUAUUUUGGGGCACUGAAUCGCUGCCUGCUUAGAGAGGAAACCUGAAGGGGAGCAGGCGAGAGCCAGAGGAAACCAUCACCUCUGCCCGUGGUGUUGUCCUGCUUAUCAGGCCCCAGGCUUCCUGUCCCUCUGGCCUGUUUUGUGAACCUGCCCUGCUCCAUGCCUGCUGUUGGGGGAGGCUGGGGGGGUCUGCAGUGCCAAGCCUGCAGGAGGGGGACAGGGAGCUGCUGUGCUGAUCCCAGCUCAAUGCGACGGGGGGGGUGGCAGUGUGUUGCAAUGAGCUUGGGCAUUCCGCUGGCCCGGGAGGCCCCUUCCAGCCCUGUGUACUGUUGCGCUGUCCCCAUCUUGGUGUUUUUACUGUCCAAUAAAGAGCUGAGUGUGAUGCUUUUGCUGGGAGUUGUAGUGCUUGUGGCAGCUCAGAGCCUGGGCCAGGUCUAGGAAACCAUUCUGAAUGCAAGGGAGGCCAGUCUCUGGGCGGGGUGGGGCGGGGCUGGCUGCUCUUCAUUCCAGUUCAUGGGAGCAGAGGACACAGCACAUGAGACCCUCCCUAGGGCACACUUUGGCCUUACAGAAAGGCCCUCCCCCUGCAUGGGGUGCUUCUCAGCUGUGCUGCUUUUGCUUCCUUGCAUAGGGUUUGCAGAUGGCACAGCUGCCCUAGGGCACUAACAUGGCCAGCACUUUGGGCCACAACACACAAUCCUGCAUCAGUCCUGCCCCCUUCCCUAUACAAACAAGCUUGGCACCCUACAGCGUCGUGUCAGCUUUUACUGGAAAAAAACAUUAAAUACAUUUCAAAUGU
Messenger RNA from Gavialis gangeticus (Gharial), 1681 nucleotides. RefSeq names its product phospholipid phosphatase 5 (gene PLPP5). NCBI's taxonomy places the organism in Eukaryota, Metazoa, Chordata, Crocodylia, Gavialidae. Gene Ontology annotation, biological process: phospholipid metabolic process. The transcript is spliced from 6 exons. The record is from RefSeq and is a predicted model, not a curated record. Gene Ontology annotation, molecular function: phosphatidate phosphatase activity. The annotation marks the transcript as partial.